This is a messenger RNA of Oryza sativa Japonica Group (Japanese rice), 2108 nucleotides long. RefSeq lists its product as uncharacterized. Lineage: Eukaryota; Viridiplantae; Streptophyta; Magnoliopsida; Poales; Poaceae. The record is from RefSeq and is a predicted model, not a curated record. Gene Ontology annotation, biological process: protein ubiquitination. Gene Ontology annotation, cellular component: Cul4A-RING E3 ubiquitin ligase complex.
GACUCGACAAGACGAGAAGCGUCUACAGAAAGCUGGGCCUCGACCCGGCCCAGAAAGGAAGGAAGGGGAAACCAACCCAAAUCUCGCUUGCGCGUCAGGCCGGCGUCUCCGUGAUUCUCCCCGUCCCGCGGCGCACCGGCACCGGCACCGGCACCGGCGGCGAGAUGGCGGACUGGGACGGGGUCCCGGCGAGGGAGCGGCGGCAGAUGGAGGAGAUCCUGCAGCUCGAUAUGGAGGAGCUCAACGUGGAGAUGGUCAACGACGACGGCUCCUCCUCCGAGGAGGCGAACGGCGGCGACGACGGCGCCGACGCCUUCCUCAGGGAAGGAGUGGCUAGCACUUCUGGACAAUUCACAUUCAACACAUCUCUAGCCUCGUUGCACACCUAUCUUGGUGAGGUUGAUGAUACACGGGGUCGAGUUUCUCUCUUAGAUGGUGGCACAAUCCUCAGCUUGCCAAUGCUAUAUCUUCAAGGUGUUGUCCUAUUUCCUGGAGCUACCCUGCCUCUCAGACUAAUUCAGGGUAGAUUUGUAGCAGCUGUUGAGAAAGCUUUGAGGCAGGUCGAUGCUCCAUGCACAAUUGGUGUGGUUCUCAUGUACAAGCGACACAGUACUCGACAUUAUGCUAAUGCUUCAGUUGGAACAACAGCCGAGAUAAGACAACUUGGGAGGAUGGAUGAUGGUUCAUUAAAUGUUGUAGCCCGUGGGCAGCAAAGAUUUCGUCUGAAGCGUCAUUGGAUGGAUGUUGAUGGGGUGGUGUGGGGUGAUGUCCAAAUCAUUGAAGAAGAUACUCCUUUAAGAACCCCAAGGGAUGCAUUUGCACAGCUAGCAUCAUGUAACAGUUUACGGCAGCAUACCUCCUCACCAGUUAUCAGUUUGGAUGUCUCUCCAAUCAAACAACGGGAUCAUGUGGAUUCAGAAUUGGAUUGUGGUACACCAUCACCUAAAAGCACUGCAAGCAAUCAUUCAGCGAUUGAUUCAAGGAUGUGCCAUUCAGAUUCACGAUCCAGCAGUUCAAUGAGAUCUUCUAAUGAAGAUGGGAUUUUCAUGCAUGAGCAGUUUUACAGCCAGGAGCUACAUCCUUUAAAAGGAAGUGCAGCAGUUCAGUCAGGCGAGAAUACCAACAUGGGUGAGGAGGAUUUUUGUUUAACAUCGCUCAGAUCCUUGUCAAGUGCAGGAACAAGAGAUACUAAGGAGCAGCGUCAGUACAUUCUUCCAAAGCAACAUUUUCAGGCACCAUUAUCAUUUUGGCCUCGGUGGGCUUAUCAAAUGUACGAUUCAUAUGCACUUGCUCGUAGGGCUGCAGACCUCUGGAGACAGAUAAUCACACACCCAAGCAUGGAUGAUUACGUGAGAAAACCAGAUCUUCUGUCAUUUUCCAUUGGAAGCAAACUUCCUGUAUCAGAAUCUGUGAGACAAAAGCUACUGGAGAUUGAUGGAAUCUCGUAUCGUCUUCGAAGGGAGAUUCAGCUUCUCAAGGCCUUUAAUCUCAUAAAAUGUAGAUGCUGCAAGUCUCUCAUAGCAAAGCGUAGCGACAUGGUAGUGAUGUCUACUGAUGGUCCUCUUGGUGCGUAUGUCAAUCCUCACGGUUUUGUCCAUGAAACAAUCACAGUUAGCAGGGCAACUGGGCUUGCUCUUGAUGGCAAUCCUUCAACGGUUCACAGCUGGUUUCCAGGAUACUCGUGGACGAUUGCAUCAUGUACGGACUGUGAGUCCAACAUAGGCUGGUUGUUCAAAGCAACCAAGAAGAAUCUGCGACCGAGAUCCUUCUGGGGGAUCCGUAGCUCCCAAAUUGCAGAUGAUGCACAAGAACUAGAUCAGGACGAAUGAUGCUCCGUGUACAGUAGUAAACUUUGUGUGCCCCUCCCUUUUUCUUAUGAAGUUAUGGAAAACACUUUAUUCUCUGGUCCAUAGGCCUAGUUCUCCGUACCUGAGUAGUGGUCGUUGUGACGAUCGCUAUAGAAUAACCACUUCCUCCUGUGUGUAUUACACAACCAUUGCCUUAUGCUAAAGUUCCGUCACAGAAUUUUCUGAAAUGUAGUGUUACUAGAAAUCCAUAGUACAAGAUGAAUGAUGAUAUGAUCAGAUGUUUCAAGCAAUGGUUUGACA